Molecule: messenger RNA, 1589 nt
Organism: Phoenix dactylifera (date palm)
Lineage: Eukaryota; Viridiplantae; Streptophyta; Magnoliopsida; Arecales; Arecaceae
Product: transcription factor TCP20-like
Cellular component (GO): nucleus
Molecular function (GO): DNA-binding transcription factor activity; sequence-specific DNA binding
Source: RefSeq, a predicted model, not a curated record
UUAUCCCCCCCCCCCCCCCCGGGUUCUCUCUCUCUCUCUCUCUCCGCCCUUUCAACUCCGAUCCCCUUCCUUGCCAAACCCGGUGAAGAGGAGAGAAGGCCUAUGAUAAGAUAGCCUAGUCCUCUGUAUCGACUCCAAUCUUCUUCUCUCUCUUUCUCUCUCAACCCAAACUCUCCAAAAUCUCACCUUUCCUUGUUUUCUUGCGUAAAAAUCCCACCUUUUCCUCGGCCAUGGAUCCCAAGGGCUCCUCCAAGUUGCCCCAAGAGGUGCCCAGGUUCCACCAGGCCCUGGGCCUCCCCCAGUCUGACAAGAGGGACCCCACCACCACCACUGAGGCCAGAGACACUCCCGAGAGAGAGCUCGCCGCCGAGAAGGAGGACCAAAGGCGGCAGCUCGCCCCCAAACGCAGCUCCAACAAGGACCGCCACACCAAGGUCGACGGGCGCGGCCGCCGCAUCCGCAUGCCCGCCCUCUGCGCCGCCCGCAUCUUCCAGCUCACCCGCGAACUCGGCCACAAGUCCGACGGCGAGACCAUCCAGUGGCUCCUCCAGCAGGCCGAGCCCGCCAUCAUCGCCGCCACCGGCACCGGCACCAUCCCCGCCUCCGCCCUCGCCGCCGCUGCCGCCGCCGCCGCCUCCCCCAUGUCCCAUCCCGCCGCCUCUGCCCCCGUCGGCCUCCACCAGAAGCUCGACGACCUUGGCCAAGCCCCCGGCCCCCGGCCUAAUUGGGCCAUGCUUGGCGCCAACCUUGCCCGCUCCCACCCUGGCCUCUGGCCGCCGACCGUCAGCGGGUUCAAUUCCGGCUUCGCCCCUUCCACGUCGAGUCUCGGCAGCGGCGGGGACUCGAGCUACAUGCAGAGAAUGGGCCUGCACGGGCUGGAGUUGCCUGGAGCGAAUCUCGGCGCGAUGAGCUUCGCAUCGUUGCUCGGCGGGCACGGGCAGCAGCUGCCAGGGCUGGAGCUUGGGCUUUCGCAGGAAGGGCACAUUGGGGUUCUCAGCCCGCAGGCCUUGAGUCAGUUCUAUCACCAGAUGGGGCAGGGAAGGGGAGUGGGUGGAGCUGGAAGUGGUCAAUUGCAGCAGAACCACCAGCAGCAGCAGACCCGGUCUGCGGAGGAUGAUUCGCAGGGUUCGGGACAGUAGAGAUGGAUACAUGGUUGUUGAAGAGUUUGGAAGGAGACUUUGGAGAUUAAGAGGAAGAUUAGCCAAAGAGAGUAGCAAAAUUCGAUCUUUUUUUUUUCUUUUUUCGAUUGGUUGGUCAGUUUUCUUCUGUGUGUGACUUCGAGAGCACUGCGGAGAAAGUGAGAUGGGAAGAUCCAGUCAUUGAUGGCAUUCUGUAUUGAGUUAUUGGGUCUGCCUGCUUCUUCUUUCUCUCCGAGUUCGGGUGUAUAUUAUCAGAGCUGAAUAGAUUGGGAUGGAACUGAAUAUCUUGUUUGUUUCGAGGCAUGUAGAUAAGAAUUCUAGUCAUCUUCGGUAAUUUUUGCUAUAUUGGUGGAGUUGUGAUUGGCUUGUUUUUUGACAAAUAAAUGUUGGCAUUUCAUAUAUUUAUAUGUGAGAUUCUCUGUUUGAUAUAAGGUGCUUAUUUUCUUUGGA